AUGGGCGCCGCGCCGGCCAUGCGUCGCAACGCUCCUCCACCCGAGGAGGAGGCGAUGGUGUUUGAGAUGAGCCACGAGCACUGCGGAUAUGACUGCGAGACGUCUCCGCCGAGUGCGGCGGCGGCACGGCAUGAGGUUGGGCGAGGCGGCUUUUCGCUGCAUGCAGUCGAGCCUAGUCCCGUCGAGUGGUGGGCGGCUCUCGUCGAAAGCGCGAAGCCGCAGGAAACCGUCCAGUCGGCUCGCUCGCUCGCCCUGUCGGGCGGAGGCGCCCGCCUCCCAGGCUGGUGCAUCCCACGGCUGUGCUGCGAGCAGGGCAUCUCGCCGGCGGCGUUGCACGCAGCCUUCUACCUUCACCAAGGCAACCCGGUCGUCCGGGCCGCGGCCCAAGCGCUGCGAGCGCUUGUCUUUUUGCCAAAGGCCUCCUGA
Emiliania huxleyi CCMP1516 is the source of this 426-nucleotide messenger RNA. RefSeq lists its product as hypothetical. Bases 1 to 426 code for a protein of 141 amino acids. The transcript has 2 exons. The record is from RefSeq and is a predicted model, not a curated record. Lineage: Eukaryota; Haptophyta; Isochrysidales; Noelaerhabdaceae.